Molecule: messenger RNA, 1673 nt
Organism: Dioscorea cayenensis subsp. rotundata (Guinea yam)
Lineage: Eukaryota; Viridiplantae; Streptophyta; Magnoliopsida; Dioscoreales; Dioscoreaceae
Product: transcription initiation factor IIA subunit 1-like
Exons: 11
Coding region: 218-1387 (389 amino acids)
Biological process (GO): transcription by RNA polymerase II; transcription initiation at RNA polymerase II promoter
Cellular component (GO): transcription factor TFIIA complex
Source: RefSeq, a predicted model, not a curated record
CUUUCUCGUCCGCAACCCAUCCCUUCUCUUCUCUCUCUCUCUCUCUCUCUCUCACUGGUCGUCGUGCUCGAAACCCUAGGCGUCUCCCAUGUUCCUCGAGCUCUCUCUGCUGUUCUCUUCGUUUCCGUGCUAAUUGGCCCCCGAUUCACCUCUCCAAUCCCGCUGAGGCGGUUCUGGCUAUUUGUUUUUCGCUUUUCUGGGUGCUUGAUUGCCGGAAAUGGCGAAUAGCGUCUCCACCGUGUAUAUUCAUGUCAUCGAUGACGUUAUCAACAAGAUCCGGGACGAAUUCAUCAGCUUCGGAGCAGGGGAGACCGUCUUGAGCGAGCUCCAGACAAUAUGGGAGAUGAAGAUGGUGCAGUGCGGGGCCAUAUCUGGGAUGACGGAGAGACAAUCCAUCCCCAGGCCUGGAGGCCCGAUAACCCCUGUCCAUGAUCUGAAUAUGCCGUAUGAGGGUCCUCCUGAGGAGUAUGAGACCCCCACCGCUGAAAUGCUCUUCCCUCCCACUCCUAUCCAGACUCCACUGCCCGGCACGGCCCAGACUCCACUGCCAGGAUCAGUCCAGACACCAUUGCCGGGAUUGGUUGAUCAGUCUUUGUAUAAUAUCCCCACUGGACCUUCUGAUUUUAGUACACCUAGUGAUGUCAGUAAUGGUGUUGAUGCCAAAGGCGGAAGACAUACCCCAUACAUGCAAUCACCUUCUCCUUGGAUGAACCAGAGACCACCUGUGGGUGUCGAUGUCAAUGUUGCUUAUGUUGAAAGUCGUGAUGAGGCAGAAAGAGGAGCUUCUCAUCAGGAUUUUUUCACAAUGUCAUCUGGAAAACGGAAACGGGAUGAUUAUGCUCCCCAUGUAGCAUCUGGAGGCUACAUUCCACAACAAGAUGGGAGUGGAGAUGUGACCGUGGAAUUUGUUCUGCUAGAGACAACUGGUACUCAAACUAAAGAGGAUCAUGGCAGAAAAACUGCCAUUGCUAAAACUGUGGCCAUUCAAGAGGCCAAACCAAUUGAAGCAGUUCCUCAGUUGGACGGGAUCCAUGAUGAAUAUGAUGAGUUGUUUCCUUACCAAGGGGUUGCCACUGAAGAUUAUAAUACGCCUGGAGAGCAUGUUGAACUACGGGCACCAACACCCACUGUUGGCACACCAAAACCAGCAAAGAAUGAGACUGCAGAUGAUGAUGAGCCGCCUCUGAAUGAAGAUGAUGAUGAUGAAGAAGAAGAAGAAUAUGAGCGAGGAGAAGAAGAGCCCACAACACAACAUUUAGUUCUAGCUCAGUUUGACAAGGUAUCAAGGACUAAAAGCAGAUGGAAGUGCACUCUUAAAGAUGGGAUAAUGCAUAUCAACAGCAGGGAUAUUCUUUUCAACAAGGCCACCGGAGAAUUUGAUUUUUAAGUAGCUGAUAUCUCCUCAAUUGGACUGCUGUUGGUUCAAGAUGUGUUUUCCCCUGAUUUAAGCUCUACAGAUAACUAGGUUUUUUAGGUGAGCAUGAGUGGAUAAUUCAAGAUGUUACAUGGAGAUUCAGAAUCACCACCGAAGCAUUGUUGGGGGAUUUGAUAAUUUUCUGUAUAAAGGUGCCAAGUUAAAUGAACUUCGUAAACUUAUUUCCCUAACAAUGGCAAACAACUACCGUAUUGGUUAGAAAAUUUUUGCAUUUUGUAUCCUUGAGUGAAAAAAAAAA